Numida meleagris (helmeted guineafowl) is the source of this 5381-nucleotide messenger RNA. RefSeq names its product sterile alpha motif domain-containing protein 9-like. Bases 235 to 4971 code for a protein of 1578 amino acids. The record is from RefSeq and is a predicted model, not a curated record. Gene Ontology annotation, cellular component: cytoplasm. The transcript is spliced from 3 exons. Lineage: Eukaryota; Metazoa; Chordata; Aves; Galliformes; Numididae.
GUAGAACCUCCCAGACACCCUGCACCUAUUUCCUUCUGCUUCUCUGCAACGCCCAGCUUCUAACUUGCCCAGUCUGUAGCAUCUUAGACAUAGCUAUGGAAGGGUAAACUAGAAGCAUGUAAGGAAAAGCUUAGAAGAGCAAUUCAGACAAAUUUUAGAUGUGCUUUCCUGCUUGAGCAAAACACACUUACUGGACAACUAUAGAAAGAAAACUGCAGAAGAGAACCGUUACAAAUGGAAAAUGCAAACACUGAGAAAAAAGAGAUAUUACAUCAACAUACAGAAAAGUGGACAAAAGAAGAAGUCAAACAAUUCUUAAUUGAACAUGUUAAUAUUGACCAGAAAUAUGCACAAAUCUUGUAUAGCCAAGAUGUAACUGGUUCUACUUUGAAACUGUUGACUAAAGCAGAUCUUGUGGAUAUGAACAUACCUCAUGGGCCUGCUGUUCAAAUCAUUCAUUUCCUGAAAAAGCAUGGCAUGCUCACUGAAAGUUCAAACCAGGCUAUGGGACAAGAAGGCAGUGAACAGUGUCUUGAUGGAAAUGAGGAUGAAAAAACUGCAAAGAAAGAGUGCAAGAAAUAUGAGUCAUUUAAUUCCAGUAUAUUGCAGGAUUCUGAAAUGGAGCCUAUAGAGAACAAAAGAGCAGUAAAGACAGGUGAUGAGAAUGUAUCAGAGCAGUCACUGUCAAGCAGCCAGCACCCAACCAGAAACAUGUGUAUGCCACAUCCUUUUGAUAAUUUCAGUGACGGUACUCGAUAUACGCAGCAUAGUAUUCUUAAUGUUCCUGAAACAGGGCCACUCAAUCUCAUUGAUCCAGCACAUGAAUUCAAAUUACUUACCAACACAGAGAAUGCGCUAGAAAAGGAUAUUAAGAUGAAAUUCAGCAAUGAAGUCUUUAGGUUUGCUUCAGCCUGCAUGAACUCUCGCACAAAUGGCACUAUUCAUUUUGGAGUGCGUGACAAUCCACAUGGGGAAAUUGAAGGAAUAAAAGUUACCAAGAAAGAAGCCUACAUUGACCAUUUUAAUAUAUACAUUGAAAAGUACUUUGUUAGGGAAUACAUUGGAAUUGCAAAAGCUUGCAUUAGAGAACCUAGAUUUGUGGAAGUAUUAUUACCAAAUGGAACUCCAUCAGAUAUGUUUGUCAUUGAAAUAGAUGUGGUUCCCCAAUACUCCAUAUGUGGUACAAAAUACUUCUCUACUAACAUGUAUGAUUUUAAGAGCAAGAGUUGGAGCAAAGCUGUCUUCAUCCGGGAUGGAGCUAGUUCUAAAAAUAUUCAAUGUACAAACAAAUUUAAACCAUUUACAUCUACUUUGACAUCAUUAGCAGACUCUCGUAAAAGAGCAGAAGAAGAAUAUAACUUAAAGCAAAAGAAGACAACACUUGAAGGAUUAAAGCUAGUUAGUCUGCUCACUGGCAACAGAGACAUGCUAGAUGACUCUUAUUAUGACUACUACAUUUUGGUAACAAACAAAUGCCUUCCAAGUCAAACUUCACACUUAGACUUUUUACAGGAAAUAAAAUGGUUUGCUGUCCUUGACUUUGAUUUUGAAUCAGAAAUGAAUGGUGUACUUAAAACUUGUCAAAAAAAUCUAAAUGCCAAAAUUCACUUCCCAUAUCAUUACGAGAACAAGGUGGGUUCAGUUGCUGAACAAGCUGAAAAGCUGAAUCUGCAUCAGGAGACCAACUGGAUUUUCUGCAAUGGUGGAUCAGACUCAAAAGGCAAUAAAGAACUACCAUUAGAUCCCACUUUGUGGCAACGAGAUAGGGCUGCUGAAGUCAGAAAAAUGGUUUCGUUUCUUUCACAUAAAGACGUAAAGCAGAGUGGAAAGUUUUUAAUAGUGUUUCUUUUGCUUUCCCGAGUGGAAAAUCCACUGGAUCCCUUUACUGAGACGUUUGUUACAUUUUACCAAGAAUUAAAGGGACUAGAAGACACAGUCUGCAUUUGCAUUGGUACAGGUACGUACCAACGAUGGAAAGAUCUUCUUCAUGCUAGAGGCAUUAAAGAGGAAGAACUUUCAAACAAAUGUAUUUCUAAUUUAACCUUGGAGAUGGUAAAUGGUACCAUCACAAGAGCAAAAUCAAUGACAAAGUCUUCCAAAAGACUUCUGCCCUCUGUUGGUGGUUCCACAACUCUCCUAAAGAAGGAAGAAGAUUUUGUAGAAGCAUUGGAAAUCCUGUGUGAAAAUGAAUGCAAGGACACAGAGAUAGAGAAGGAUGAAGAAAAAUUUAAAAAAUUCAUGGAAGAGAGGGAAAAAGAUUUUUAUCGAGGUGGUAAAGUGUCAUGGUGGAACUUUUAUUUUUCUUCUGAAAAUUAUACAUCAGUUUUUAUCAAAAGGGACCGUUAUGAAAACCUUGAAAACCUAAUUGUGUCUUUAUCUAACAGUGCUAAUCAGUCACCUGUACAAAUUGUCAACCUUUACCACCAUCCUGGCUGUGGUGGGACAACAUUAGCUAUGCAUAUCCUCUGGAAUCUCCGAAAGCAAUUCAGAUGUGCUGUUCUGAAAAACAAAACUGGUGACUUCGGAACACAGUUGACAACUUUAGUCACCUAUGGAGCAAACAACAACAGUGGCUAUUUACCAGUGUUACUUCUUGUGGAUGAUUUUGAAGAUCAAGAAAAUGUCUAUCUUCUGCAGAAAGAAAUUGAGGAAGCUAUAACAGAAAAAUGCAUUCCAUAUGUAAAUCCUUUAGUGAUCAUUCUAAAUUGUAUGAGAUCUCAGAAUCCUGAUGAAAGUUCCACAAUCAACUCCUUCAAUAGCAUUUCUUUGAAACAGAUUCUUUCUGAAAAAGAGCAGAGAGCCUUUGAUCAGAAACUAAAAGAUAUUGAAAAGAUGUAUCAAAAUCCUGACAAUUUCUAUUCAUUUAUGAUUAUGAAGAAAAACUUUGAUCCAAAGUACAUAGAAAAAGUGGUAAAAAAAACCUUGCAUAAUUUGGAUGUAGACUCUAAACCAGUACAACUUGUUUACUAUCUAACACUGUUAAACUCUUAUGUAAGAACAUCUACACUUUCAAUAUCACUGUGUGAGGAAUUCUUGGGAAUUAAUUCUCGAGAGAUUGGCAACAAAGACAAACUGAUAGAAAAAAUGGGAAUUUGUUCCAAUAUUCUAAUAUAUGUUCAGAUACAGGAAUACACAAGAUACCGAGGUCUACGUAUUGUUCACCCAUUGAUUGCAUCGGCUUGCCUAACAGAAUUUAAGCUAACCUAUGGCUUGUUUAAAAGUGAAAUUAUAUUGCAGUUAUUGAAUGAGGAUUUAUUUUAUGAGACUUCAUUAAAGAAAGACAAACUUAUUCGUGAUAUACAAACCUUGCUGAUAACUAGGCAGCGCAAAGAACAUGGUGAUGAGUUAGACACAUUAUUUUCCCCUUUAAUUGAAGCCAUUCAAAGAGAAGAGAAGUCUGCUAAUGUGGAAAAUGUGUUAAAACGAGCUUCCACUAGAUUUAAGAAAAAUGCUCUCAUUUGCCAAGUCUUAGCAAGAUACUUUUACAUCAAAGAAAAUAAUUUUGACGUAGCAUUACUCUGGGCAAAAGAGGCCAAACAGCGAGCACCACACAAUUCAUACAUAUCAGAUACACUAGGUCGAGUCUUUAAAAGUCAGCUAAGAUACUGGGUAGACCACAAAGUGAAGAGUGCAAUCUUAACAGCUGAGAAACUGGAACAUUUGCUAGAUCUUGCUCAAAAUGCUUCACAAGCUUUCAGAACAUCUCAGCAGCAAGCUGAGAAUGAAGACAAUGAACAUUUGCAGCAUCAAAAACUUAAAAGAAAGUUUCAAACUUACAAUACUUCUGGUUAUCUGGGAGAGAUAGAAACUGGUCUUUAUAUUAUUGAUGUCCUUAUGUGUGUUCCUUUUAUCAGCAAACAAGUCUUGCAGUGUAGAGAAAACAUGAUAAAGCAUCUAUCAGAAAUUUGUGGUUUAAACAUAGAGAGCAAAGUGUUUGCAGCACUUAAACGUUAUUCCAGCUUUAUAAAUAAUUUGCAAUCACAGUUGAAAAGGGCAUUUGAUUUUUUUGAAGACUACUUUGUGUUUUUCAAAACACAAAUGAAUGAAAAAGAAAUUGCAGAAGCAAAUAUAUACAAGAAGGUUCAAGAAUGCUUUAGCAAAUACACAAAAAUAUUUUGUGAUUGGAAUAUUGACCAACUGAGAAGUCAAUCAUUCCUAGAGUUGCCCUUGACUCAGAAAAUAGAAGCAUUCAGAAAGACUGUGGAGGCUUCCAAAGCAGACUUGUUUUCUGGACUUUUGGCAUACCUUUACAAAAAUCACAGAAAUGAUGACAGAGAACUAGAAAACAUAGUAUAUGCAUAUUCAUUUUUGUGUGAUGAGAAUUCACAAGCAACACUAAAAGAAAAACAGAAUUUUAUUUUGGCAAAUGUUGUUCUGAGCUGCAUUAAUCCUAAAUCCACUGAGUUACAUCAUUUUAAGAAGCUGAGAAGUCAACUUCUAAGUAUCCUAGACAGAGUAGAAGCAAAUUCAUACUGUGUGGAGCCUUUCUUUCUUGCCUCCUUGUUGUUCUGGCCUGAAAAUAGAAAACAACUAAAUGAAGAUUCCAGGAAGAUGGACUACUAUCUUAUACGCCUAAGGGAAUCUUUCAAAGAGCUCUAUGGAACUGUGCAUCAUUCCAAGCAACCUCUGGCUCAUUUCUAUCUUGCAAAAGGCAGUGGUCUGAACAGAUUUGUUCACAAAAGGAAGAUAGACCAGCUUUUUAGCUCACUUCCAGAGCAAAAACUAAAUUCCCUCUGGCAGAGUGGAAAUAUCUGGAAGGAAAAGGCUGUUCAUGACCUUUUGCUUCCUUUAGAUGGGAGAGCGGAGGGUACAGUUAUCUAUGUAAACUUUGGCAGCAAUGAACCCUUUAGGAUACCAGUGCAGCCUGCUCUUUCAUGCCUACUGAAAAAUGGCCCAAAUAUACAGAGAGUGUCUUUUUACCUUGGUUUUUCCAUUGCUGGUCUCCUGGCAUACAACAUACAAAGUCUAUAAUUAAAACAAUAAGGGCUGCAUUUUCACAUAAAUUACAUAUAUGUAUAAAUGAAUUAUAGAACAUAAUAUUUAGAAAACAAAAACAUAAUAUUUAGAAAAUGUGAUGGAAUUUGAAUGCCACGACUCUUAACAACCGGGCUUUGUUAGCUUUUAUUGCUAUUACGUCAUUGUCUGUUUGUUAUAAAAUUGUAUUUUUAUCAGCAAUAGCUCAUUAAUAAAUGCAGGUAUUUGAUAACAUCCUUAACUCUGCGGUGUGGAACUGUAUUUGAUGAUACAUAUCAUAUGCAAAGGUCAACAGAAUUGCUCUUUACAAGUAUUUCCUAUUUUCCAUUACUUUGUAAGACCAUUUUCUUCAUGGCUUAUAACUUUGUUAAUCACUGCAUUUGAAAAAUAAACUCUCUCAUGCCAAA